This is a messenger RNA of Orbilia oligospora ATCC 24927, 1647 nucleotides long. RefSeq lists its product as uncharacterized. The record is from RefSeq and is a predicted model, not a curated record. Lineage: Eukaryota; Fungi; Ascomycota; Orbiliomycetes; Orbiliales; Orbiliaceae. The transcript is spliced from 3 exons. The coding region runs from base 1 to 1647 and encodes 548 amino acids.
AUGGCUGCAACAGCGAUUACUAUAGACCCUUUAUUGGACACUCUGGGGCCUCAAGACGGUGUGGAAAUCGUCACGAAGCAAUCACCGACACCUCAGGCCCGAGAGAAAGACAAUGUCCCAUCCAGAACCCUUCUCGCGGAACAAGCGGAUAUCAAGAGGACUGUGGGAAAGAUAGUUCUCUUAUACGUCCUAGGUUUCGCGAUAGCUGUGUCGCAUCACUGUUUCAAUUUAAAUCUGGAUGGACGCGCUCCACUGAGCCAGUCAUUUACUCUGCAAGUUGGCCUGGUGUUUGCUUUUCUAGUACGAGCUUUUGUCGCCGGCGCCACUGCGAGUAUCGUUCCACCUAGCACACUGGUCAUCGAGCCAGGCGUUUAUGAAACUACUUCACUGUGCGAAGUUUCGAGCCUGAAUUUCGGUGCCUUACCGGAAUAUGGCAGCCAAAGGCUCGGUCGCCUCGCGGAUGACUAUUACAGCGCAGAUUCCAGGAAAGGCGCAUAUUCUGCGGAUCCGUCAACUAUCUUGAGAAAGCUCGGUACUAAUGUCGCGGUUGGGGGGAGGAUACUGGGAAUGCCUUCUCAAUGCAGUACCAACUGUAGUUAUACAGUAAACUUCAACGGCCCCGCUUUGAAGUGCACAGAUGAGGACUGGAAGUCGCAGGAUGCACCUUGGGAUCCGCUAGAAAUAUUUAGGUUCUCUCACCACUAUAACUCGAGUGUGUCCUCUAACGGCGACUUAUGGACAGUAUAUGCGAACCCGAAGAAAGAAGAAAGGCGAUAUUCCGAGUCGGGAGUACCCCUCAGACCUUAUCUAUACAUCGAGGCUCCAGAACGAAAAGAAUACUACAUCAAGUGCUUUAAGUGUAGCCUAUACAACGCGACCUACAACGUAGAUAUCGACUUUACAAAUGGAGUUGAGACGGUAACAUAUGAGCUCAGCAAGGUUGCCAAGUUUAUCCCAAUCAUCCCGGAUCUAGAGUCUUCUCUCCCGAAUUACGAACAACUUGCGUAUUUUGCAUACAACCGCUAUUUCACCGGGAACGAGGGGCCGUUCGUAGGUGAAAUUUUCGAAUACGGCGGAAUUUCGAUGAGGGGUGUCCGUUUCAAUACCGACAUCAUUUUCACAAAUCUUGUUACGCCGUGGAUCACACUCAGCCAGGACUUUAGGAACUCAACUCAAAAUUUCCCAAUGGAUAACCUUAGAGAAGGAUUUGAAGAACUCUCGCAUAAUCUUACCAUAAGUCUUCUGAGCCGUUCGGAUCUAAUCGUUUCCUCAAAGAUCAUGACAACAUGUACUUCCCUUAGCUAUCGGAACGUUUACCGAUAUCGGUCUACGCAGCUGUACGUAUCUUACGGGCCGUUGAUGGUGUUCUCCAUGGUGGUUAUAGUUCUUGGACUGCGAGCGACACUGAAAAACGGCGACAUCUGCCAAUGGGGUUUCUCCCAGAUAAUGCUGACAACCAGGAAUCCAAGUUUGGACGAAAUGGGCAAAGGCAGCUGCUUUGGGGUGGUUCACAGCGGCUCAGAUUUACAGAAACACCGGUUGAAGUUUGGCGAGCUGAGAUGCAACGUCGAGAGCACGAUCAGACACGCGGCAUUUGGGCUGGAGGACGAAGUGGUCGAUUUGAGCGCGGAGCGGAUGUACGCUUAA